Molecule: messenger RNA, 3412 nt
Organism: Chara braunii
Lineage: Eukaryota; Viridiplantae; Streptophyta; Charophyceae; Charales; Characeae
Source: the annotation of a GenBank genome assembly
CCAACUUAUCCCUGGGCGAAGAAGAAGAGGUGACGAUGUAUAUCUCUAAAGACGAUCAGGAAGCCGCUAUGAGAGCUUGGGAAGCAGAAAARGAUGUUGUGAAGCGGCAGGCAAUGGAAGAUGAGAAGAGAAUGGAAUGGAGGUUGGCAGUGAUGAGGGAGAAGAAGAGGAGAGUGGACGCGGCAGCGGAGGUGGCAGAAGAAUUAGAAGAAGUAAAAAAGAUAGAAGAGCAACUAGCCGCCCAGACUGAACUCCGAGCUCAAAUGCGAGUCAUAGCUCGAAAUGUUGCACGCCUGGCACGAAUUCAUGCGGAGCAAUACGACUUUAGUAGGAGUCAACACAUCGCUGUGCGUUCAAUAAAGUUGGGGUUCCGGGACUUUGCGCGUAAGCUGGUAGGCGCUAUAGGAACUGAGGUGGGCCACCGCCUCGACAAGACUGAGCGGUUCUGUGUCGGCGCCAUUGAGGGCGUAAAGGCGGCAGCUCCCAAGGAGGAGGAAGCACGUCCUCCUCGCCGGGAACCAGUCAAGGUCAAAUUCCCUGAUUCCUACAGUGGGAAACGGGAAGAGAACUUUGACAACUGGGAAGCCAACGUUAAGACCUAUGUGCAAUUGCAACAGGUCUCCCCGGAUCAGCAGGUUCUAAUUGCGAUCCACGCGCUGAGAGAUGAAGCCGCCAGUUUUGCAAGGUCCCUCGUUCGCGCUGCUAACUGUAGUGACGAUCCCGUUGCGUACUCCUCGUUCACGUCUCUCACUGAGUUCUUAAAGUUGUUGCGCGAGAGGUUUGCUGAUGUCGCCCAGGGAGUCCAGGCGUACUUCCGCCUAGAGAAGGAUGGGAAAGUGGAAGAGGUCCUCCACUCCCUGACUCUCCUCGUAGAAGACAGCCUCCCAUUUGAUAUUAUUCUGGGAAUGGAUUGGGGAGAGGCAGCCGGGGCCACGCUCCAUYUGAAGGAGCAMGAGUGUAGGCUCCCUAGUUCUUCAGGCGAGGCCAAGACUGCCCGCCUGUUCCAUGUGUCAGGAGUAGAGAAUUCCUUGGCGCAUUGCUGCCUUAGUGCUCCUGCGUUCGCCAGGUUGGUGAAAAAGGAGAAAUUGGAAGAACAGGUUUUCGUUGCCUAUGUUAGGCCAGUGACUGAGCCUAAGGAAGAGAAGCCUAUAGACCCUGCGAUUGCCAAGUUGCUGGAGGAGUUUAAGGAUCUAACUGAGCCGCCGACAGGAGUAGUACCGCGGCCCAUCCAGCACCGCAUUGAGAUAGAGCCUGGCAGUAGAACUCCUAAGGGCGCUGUGUAUAGGAUGUCCCCACGGGAGUUGGAGGAGCUUCGCAAGCAAUUAGACGAGCUCCUCGAGAAGGGUUGGAUUAGGCCCAGUUCGUCUCCUUUCGGAGCGCCUGUUCUCUUUGUUCCCAAGAAAGAGGGAGAGCUGAGGAUGUGUAUAGAAUAUAGGGGUCUGAAUGCUAUUACGGUAAAGAAUGUUGAGCCACUGCCUAGGAUAGACGAUCUCUUAGAUCGAGUGCAGGGGGCUAAGUAUUUCUCCAAGAUAGACUUAAAGUCCGGAUAUCAUGAGAUAGAGGUACAUCCUGAUGAUCAGUAUAAGACAGCCUUCCGGACUAGGUACGGGCAUUAUGAGUUUAUAGUGAUGCCCUUUGGACUAACCAAUGCGCCAGCUACGUUCCAGCGCUGUAUGAACGAUUUGUUUAGGCCAUGGUUAGACAAAUUUGUUGUAGUUUACCUAGAUGACAUUCUAGUGUUUAGUAAGACCCUUGAAGAGCAUCAGGGUCAUCUCAGAGGGCCUUGGCAGGUUCUAGAUGUGAUUGGAGAUGUGGAUGGACCUUCUUACGUGGUUGAGAUUCCUCUGCAUUUACAUGCGUAUCCAAUAUUUCACGCCUCAAAGUUCUUACCUUGCGUGACGAAUGAGUUGUUUCCCAGUCGAAGAUCGGCGAUUCCUCCUAGUAUGGAUGGGAAAUAUGAUGUAGACAAGAUUGUCGCUGAAAGUACUCUUCAAACUGGACGUAGAGGCAGACCCCAGCGACAAUAUAAAAAGUCCGGGGACACGGACGAGGCCUAUCAAGUCCGAAUGCUGCUUCUGAUUACUGAAGCCAAGCAACAGUCGGAUGCAGUAGCAUCCACAACAAAGAAGAAGGCAGAGGACGCCGAGAAGGCACGUCUGUUGGCUAUUGAACAGCAGCACCAGCAAGACAAGGCAGCAGCAAAGGCUGCCGAUGAAGAACGACUUCAACGACGCGAGAAGAUAUUCAGCGCAGAGCGAGCUUUGCUCACAAUGGCAGCGGACUGGCGGACCGAGCCCGCGUGGGAGGGCGACAAGGAAGAGGCCAUGGCCGAGGAAGAGGAGGUCGCUGGCGCGGUGGAAGAGGACCCGGUACCCAGAGGGGUGGUGGCGAAGGAAGCUACUACGUGGGUGGAAGGGGCAAUGGUCCCUCGCAAGGUGGCCAUGGUUUCAAUUCUACUUGGUGAAGAGGAAGAGGCACUUGGUAUGGUAACUGGGAUAGGCCAUAUCCACCCCAUCCAGGGACCGGGACAAAGUCAGUGGGUACCAAAGACGGCCAUCGCCGCUCCUAAACCCUUCACAGGGGAUAAGAGGGGCGAAGACCUCGACACUUGGUUGAGGGCAGUGCCGGUUUAUGUCAAGUGCAAACUUACCUUGCCGCACGAGGAAGUGCUUGUGGCUGCCUCCUAUUUAGAGGGGAGUGCAGCACGAUGGUUGAGUGGUUUAGUGCAGCUACAGGGGUACGGUCAUGACUUUCGCGCUUGGGCAGUCGCACAGAAACUGGACGAUUUCCUCAAGUUGGUGGAAGACAAGUGGCAUGAUCCUCAGGAGGCCCAAAAGGCCACUGAUGCGAUCCUGACACUGCACACGAGGCAGUUCAAGUCAGUAAGGGAGGCCACUGACGCUGUAGAGCGUCUGAUUUGUGUCCCUAGGGUUCGCUAUGACCCCAAGGUUUUACUCACCUCCUACCUGAGAUGCUUUCCCAUACCUCUUAGGAAUCAGUUGGCAGGUGAGGCCAACAUCAACAUGCACAACUUUCCCUCGUUUAGUAAGAAGGUCCUAGACCUUGAGGCAAAGAUAGGGCAUGGACAUAACCCCACGACGGAUGGUAGGAAGAAGUCACCCAACUGGAAGGCGAAGGGCCGCAUCAUGUUCGUCGACAACGAUGGUUCUACCAUCGAGUUGGACGACGAGUUCCAGGCCGGAGUAGGUUCAUAGGCAGGCAGCGUAGAGGCUUCAGGGGGUGGAGUAGUCGUUGUCAUAGUUAAAAAAGGAAAGGCGACCGGUAGACGCCGAGGCGGUUCCCAGUCAAGGAGUCGACCCCAAUGCUCCUCCAUGGGAGAAAGCAGGUCUCACUGAGGAUGUGUGGAGAGAUCGGUAUACAAGGCAGGCUUGUAUCCGUUGUGGCCAAUAUG